AUGGCACAAUACUUUCUAGACCUUUUCUAUACACUCACCAAUUGCAUGAGCUGCUUCCCCGGAUCGCCUCAGUUAAAGAUAAACAGCCGGAGUUUCAAAAUUCUGCGGUUGUUAGGAGAGGGUGGUUUCUCAUACGUCUACUUGGUCCAAGACACAAGCAAUGAAUCCCUUUACGCGCUGAAGAAGAUACGAUGUCCAUUUGGUCAGGAAUCUGUAGCUUUGGCUAUGAAAGAAGUGGAAGCAUAUGCUCUCUUUUCACCACAUCCAAACAUCAUCCACAGCAUAGAUUACUCCGUAGCUUCAGACCGCUCCGACCCGACGGCAAAAACAGUCUACAUCCUCCUACCAUAUUAUCGGCGCGGGAAUUUACAGGAUAUAAUCAAUGCGAAUUUGGUAAAUGGCACGAGAUUCCCGGAAAGGAAUUUGAUGGUUCUGUUUUUGGGAGUAUGUAAAGCGCUCAAAGCGAUGCACAAUUACAAAGUUGGAGGGCCACCGGGAGGAGCUAAUAGCCAGAAGAAGGCGAAGCGGGUGAGGGGACAGGCGGCAAGUGCGGAUCAGGAGUUGGCAGAGGAGGCAGAACUGCGGAGAGGGAGACAGGCUGCGAGACAAGUGGACUCAGAUAGUGAACAACAAGAAGCUCUGCUUGAACCGGAAAUUUUGACUGCGCAGGAAGGAAUUGCGCCUGGUGGUAUCAGGGCGUAUGCGCAUAGAGAUAUCAAACCAGGGAAUAUUAUGAUCGACGACGACGGCGAACAACCUAUACUGAUGGAUCUUGGCUCUCUUGCGCCGGCACCAACACCAAUAACAUCUCGUUCGCAAGCACUCGCGGUUCAGGAUCAAGCAGCAGAACACUCCACAAUGCCCUACCGAGCACCCGAACUCUUCGACGUAAAAACCGGCAGUGUAAUAGAUACCAAAGUCGACAUAUGGUCCUUAGGCUGCACGUUAUAUGCCUGUCUUGUUGGAAAAUCACCGUUCGAAAUGCGCAGCGACGAAACCGGUGGUUCUCUAUCUCUCUGUGUAUUAGGCGGCGAUUGGCGUUUCCCAGAUGAGGGUGCAGGAGGGAAGAAAAAGGCCACAAACCAGACCGGCCAAUCCGACGACAGCGAGAUUAGCGAGGGAAUCCGGGAGGUUGUCCGGAAAUGUUUGAAGGUUGAGCCUGCAGAACGACCUGAUGUGGAUGAGCUGAUAGAGAUUGUGGAAGGUGUUAUUGAGCAGUUACCUGAGAGUGGGCAUUCAUGA
Molecule: messenger RNA, 1242 nt
Organism: Glarea lozoyensis ATCC 20868
Lineage: Eukaryota; Fungi; Ascomycota; Leotiomycetes; Helotiales; Helotiaceae
Product: Protein kinase-like (PK-like)
Exons: 3
Coding region: 1-1242 (413 amino acids)
Biological process (GO): protein phosphorylation; regulation of vacuole fusion, non-autophagic; vacuolar protein processing
Cellular component (GO): cytoplasm; Golgi apparatus
Molecular function (GO): protein serine/threonine kinase activity; ATP binding
Source: RefSeq, a predicted model, not a curated record